Molecule: messenger RNA, 711 nt
Organism: Auxenochlorella protothecoides
Lineage: Eukaryota; Viridiplantae; Chlorophyta; Trebouxiophyceae; Chlorellales; Chlorellaceae
Product: Histone H3.1
Exons: 3
Coding region: 1-711 (236 amino acids)
Cellular component (GO): nucleosome
Molecular function (GO): protein heterodimerization activity; structural constituent of chromatin; DNA binding
Source: RefSeq, a predicted model, not a curated record
AUGGCUCGCACCAAGCAGACCGCCCGUAAGUCCACCGGUGGCAAGGCCCCCCGCAAGCAGCUGGCCACCAAGGCCGCUCGCAAGUCCGCCCCCGCGACGGGAGGAGUGAAGAAGCCUCACCGCUACAGGCCCGGAACCGUCGCCCUGCGCGAGAUCCGCAAGUACCAGAAGUCCACGGAGCUGCUGAUCCGCAAGCUGCCCUUCCAGCGCCUGGUCCGCGAGAUCGCCCAGGACUUCAAGACCGACCUGCGCUUCCAGUCCUCCGCCGUGCUGGCCCUGCAGGAGGCCGCCGAGGCCUACCUGGUCGGCCUGUUCGAGGACACCAACCUGGCUGCCAUCCACGCCAAGCGCGGAAAGACCUCCGGCAGCAAGGCCGUGAGCAAGUCCUCCAAGGCGGGCCUGCAGUUCCCCGUCGGGCGUAUCGCCCGCUACCUGAAGAACGGCCGCUACGCUGAGCGCAUCGGUGCCGGUGCCCCCGUGUACCUUGCAGCUGUCCUGGAGUACCUGGCGGCCGAGGUGCUCGAGCUGGCCGGCAACGCCGCUCGCGACAACAAGAAGACCCGCAUCGUGCCCCGCCACAUCCAGCUGGCGGUCCGCAACGACGAGGAGCUGUCCAAGCUGCUCGCCGGCGUGACCAUCGCCGAGGGCGGUGUGCUCCCCAACAUCCAGUCGGUGCUCCUGCCCAAGAAGACCGGCAAGAAGGACGAGUAA